AUCUGGUUGGCAACAAAUCUCGAAACCGCUCUACUCAACUUUUCUGUUUUCGUUUCUUCCCAUUUUUGCCGGUUUUGAUUUUAAUUUCAUUGCAUUGAAUUGGAUAGAAAACAAUUAAAGGUGACCAAUAGCGAUGAAUGUCAUUGUAACUGGUGCAUCAGGUCUUCUAGGACGUGCUGUUGUUACUGAAUUUAAAAGAAAUUCAUGGAAAGUCUUGGGACUUGCUCGAACUAGAGUGAGAGAUGAUUUAGUACAAAUCGAUCUUACUGAUAUUGAUGCCGUUUCUGGCAUUGUUAGAGAAUUCAAGCCACAUGCUAUAAUCCAUUGUGCUGCUGAGAAAUCGCCUGACAAAAUUCAAAUGGAUCCAGAUUCCUAUUAUCCAUUAAAUGUUACAGUUCCAGGAGAGCUUGCUAAGCUGGCCGCUGAAGUGAAGGCUGUUUAUGUGUUUAUAAGUACUGAUUAUGUAUUUGGUGGUGACAACCCCCCAUAUGCUGAAGAUCGGAGUCCUGAUCCUUUGAAUAUAUAUGGAAUUUUUAAGGUUGAAGCUGAACGAAUUAUUACUGAGAUCAAUCCAGGUAGUUGUAUUUUACGUAUCCCUGUGAUAUAUGGAGGUGAAGAGAAUGUUGAAGAAAGUGCUAUAUCCUCUCUUAUAAAUGCUAUAAGAUCAAAUGGUGUGAAGGAAGUAUCUAAUUAUGAAAUAAGAUUUCCGUCGCAUACUACUGACAUCGCAUCUAUCAUCUAUCAGUUAGUGCAGAGAAAGCUUCAUGGUCCAUUAUUAGAACACAUAAUUUAUCAUUGGUGCGGCGCUGAAGCAUUAACGAAAUAUCAAAUGGCAAAGAUGAUUGCCGAAAAUUUUGGUCAGCGUCAUGAUAAUAUUAUUCCUUUUAAUUUCGCAAGUCCUGGUGUUCCAAGACCAAAGAACGCCCAUCUAAGUUGUGAAAGACUGGAAAACCUUGGUAUCCGGCGCCAUACAAGAUUUGAAGAAGGCAUUCAAGAAUUUAGAAAGUUUUUUCAAUAAAACGUCAGCACUACUUACGUUUUUCUAUGUGACUAAAUUAAAAGUUUGAGCUGUAUUCAUUUUAUAAAUGAUUGUGCUAUCUGCUCAGUUUGAUAUUCUUGUCAUUAACAAUUUUUUAUAUUCAAUGUUGUGAACAUCAUUCCAGUAUUUUAUAUAUGAUAUUGACUGUAAAUAAAUAAAAUUUUACUGUUUGUUUUUUA
This is a messenger RNA of Argiope bruennichi, 1218 nucleotides long. RefSeq names its product methionine adenosyltransferase 2 subunit beta-like. Gene Ontology annotation, molecular function: methionine adenosyltransferase regulator activity. The record is from RefSeq and is a predicted model, not a curated record. The transcript is spliced from 6 exons. Gene Ontology annotation, biological process: S-adenosylmethionine biosynthetic process. NCBI's taxonomy places the organism in Eukaryota, Metazoa, Arthropoda, Arachnida, Araneae, Araneidae. Gene Ontology annotation, cellular component: methionine adenosyltransferase complex. The coding region runs from base 134 to 1018 and encodes 294 amino acids.